AGUAACCUGAUUAGUAUCGAAACAAUCUUGAUACCUCAAAAAAGUACCCAAGGGACGUUAAAGCGCUGUACACGAAAGACUAAGUACCUGCUAUGAUUUAAAAACUACACUCGGUAACCAGAAAACGCCCUGGUGUCAAAGCCGGAAUCUUGGCCACGGAAAACAACCUUCCAUGAACUCUUCGACACCGGCUGCCGCAAACACGAAAGGCGACCUCCCAAACCCAUUCCAAAGCCCUCCCCAUCGAGCCGUGCUUACUCUCUUUCACUGCUUGGCCAUUGUCUUCACUAUCGCCCGUUUGACGCGCCGAAUUCGCAUACGUCGAUUUUCAUGGGACGAUGCAUGUGCCGGCGUCUGCUUGCUUCUCAUCGUGAUAUAUAUGGCGGUAGCCUGGACCAAGUUGAAAAUGGAUAAUGAGGGGCAACCGGGUGAUCUCGAGACUUUCAGAAAGAGACUGGAGACGAUGUAUAAACUCAAUCUUGCGAUGUAUGCUGCGAUUGUAUGGAUUUCUCGAGUCUCUCUUUCUCUAUCGAUCGCUCGUAUUUUCCCCCCAGGCCGAAUCCGCUUGACCGCCAUUAUCCUAUCGAUUGUCUGUUUAGGGACAGGAAUUGUCCUCGUUAUGGGCAAGACAAUUGCCUGUAGAGCGCCGUUGUCGCGGCCUUCUCCCGCAGACGGUAAACCACGAAUUGCUUGCACGAAAGCUAUAAAGACUUUCUUUAUUGUUCAGACUGUUGGCGACAUCUUGUCGUCUGUCGCCCUCGUCAUAUUCCCCAUCCGAGCACUCAUCCCGAACACUUCCGAGCUCCACCCCUCAGAAAGACGGCUGGUUCUAGUGCUUCUCAUGAGUACGACGGUGGCACUGGCAAUGUGUCUUGCUACUGCAGUAUUUAUCUCGAAAUCGGAUUUGUUUCGAUUGACGUUGUUUUUGGAUUUGGAGGAAAGCAUCGGUAUCCCUCAUGGUCUGCAACUUCCUCGUCGUCAUAACCAGGGAGCUGAAGAAGAAGAGACGGAAGAUAGUCAUGAUCAUGGCGUUGAUUACAACACAGGCGAAGAUCCGCUUUCGAUACCAACUUCCAGAGGUCUCCGGAGCGGUAAUGCCACCAAUAACAUUGACACGGUGAUCAGUUCGGGUCGUACGAAUACUACCACGACAUCGAGGUUUUCGACGGUGUCAGCGCUGACGGACAUUGCUGAUAUUUCGUUCGGGUCGAUGGAGCUCGUUGGUCGGAGAUCGGAACUUGAUUCUCAUUCGAACCAUUGACAGUCUAGACGUGUGAUAAACUAAUUUGUUUAUCCUUGUAACGGAC
Molecule: messenger RNA, 1307 nt
Organism: Marasmius oreades (fairy-ring Marasmius)
Lineage: Eukaryota; Fungi; Basidiomycota; Agaricomycetes; Agaricales; Marasmiaceae
Exons: 7
Coding region: 173-1261 (362 amino acids)
Source: RefSeq, a predicted model, not a curated record